Adineta steineri is the source of this 1776-nucleotide messenger RNA. The record is from the annotation of a GenBank genome assembly. Lineage: Eukaryota; Metazoa; Rotifera; Eurotatoria; Adinetida; Adinetidae.
AUGGCAUCAUAUUUACGCACAGUUGCAGGAAGUUCACCAUCAAGUGUUAAUUCAAAUAGUCCAACAAAUGAUUUAGGCAAACGUAUAGCAAAAUGGGCUUUAAUUAUUGGAGUACCGACAGCAGUUUGCGUUGCUGCCUAUCUUGUAUAUCGACAACAACAAGAUCAAGCAAAAAAAACAGCUAAUAGACAAUCUUCUUUACCUACACCAUUGUCUAACACUAGUGGAAAUACAACGAAUACAUUAGAAAAUCGACCAAAAGAUCGUUUAACUUUAGCUAUGGAAUUAAAAAAUGAAGGCAAUAUUAAAUAUCGUGAACAUAAAUUUGAUGAAGCUAUUGAUUAUUAUACAAAAGCUAUUGAAACUUGUCCAUCGGAAUCACUUGAAGAACUUUCACAAUUUUAUCAAAAUCGUGCAGCUACUUGGGAAUCACUGAAAAAUUAUGAUAAAGUUAUUGAAGAUUGCUCAAAAGCUAUUGAACUUAAUGCUAAAUACAUUAAAUGUAUCCAACGACGUGCUCGUGCAGCUGAAACAAUUGGAAAUUUUGAAUUAGCUCUCGAAGAUUAUUCAACAGUAUGCUUUCUUGAUUCAUAUCAACCAGCAUAUAUAAUGGCUGCUGAUAAAGUUCUUACCGAACUAGCUAAACGUUAUAUUGAAACUUUACCUGAAAGUACUGCUGAAUUAUCUAAAGAUUAUGUUCGUACAUCGCUCAAUGAAUUUGAAGAUGAUCCAACAUUAAGCCAACUAUUUAUGAAUGAAGUUCGUACUACGCAACCAGAAAGUCCAUUAGCACAUGCUUAUGAAGCAUUUGAACAAGGUCGUUUCACUGAUAUACCAUCAUUAUGUACACAAGAACUUGAUCUAGAGAAUUCAUCACUAUAUGAAUUACAAACUUUAUUAUUUCGUGGUUCAAUCUAUUUACUUAUGGGUAAUUAUACAGAAGCCAUAGCUGAUUUUGAUAGUGUUAUUAAUAAUUCAAAUGCUACAGAAAAGUUAAAACUCAAUGCUGAAUUAAAACGUGCUAAUACAAAAAUUCAUCAACGUGAUCUUGAAGGAGCUCUCUAUGAAUAUGAUCAAUGUAUUAGAAAUCAUCCAAAUGAAUGUUCACCACGUGUUCAUCGUGGAAUGCUUAAAACAUUAUUAGAAAGUUAUUCUGAAGCUCAUGAUGAUUUCAAUGAAGCACUUAAUAUCUCUCCAACAAAUCUUCGUGCUAAAUAUCAAAAACUAAUAAACGACGCAAAAAUUGGUGCUAAAGAAAAUCGACCAGAACGUGUUGAACAAGCAUUAGCUAGUUUUGAAGAAUAUUAUGAUACAUGUAAACAAGAUAUUUAUUACGCUCUUGCAUUAACAUCGUGUUAUUUGGAUAAUGAUCGUAAAGAUAAAGCACUUCAAUAUUUAAAUAGAUUUGUUAAAGAAAUUCCAGAUAAUCCAACAUUAAUGGCACUUAAAGCUAAUUGUUUAAUGUCGAGUGAUCCAUCGAAUAAUGCUGAUGCUGAAAGACUUUUUACUGAAGCUCUUCAAGUUGAUCCUUCCAAUGAAACUGUUCUAACAAUGUUUGCUAUAUUUAAAUGCAACCAAAAUCAAUUUGAGGAAGCUGCAAAAUUAUAUGAACGUGCAAUUCAAUGUACACGUGGUGAUGAAAAACUUCUACAAUAUGCUGCAUUACUCUAUGCUAUUCGAGCUCAAGGUCGAGCGAUUAAACGUCUUAAUCUAAAUUUUCCAGGUGGUUUUCCACAAGCUGGUGCAUUACCUAAUUGGAUGGGUGGUAUGGCUUAG